This is a messenger RNA of Erpetoichthys calabaricus (reedfish), 2689 nucleotides long. It is a transcript of the gene p2rx1, whose product is annotated as purinergic receptor P2X, ligand-gated ion channel, 1. The record is from RefSeq and is a predicted model, not a curated record. Gene Ontology annotation, cellular component: nuclear inner membrane; plasma membrane. Gene Ontology annotation, molecular function: purinergic nucleotide receptor activity; extracellularly ATP-gated monoatomic cation channel activity; ATP binding. Gene Ontology annotation, biological process: response to ATP; monoatomic cation transmembrane transport. Bases 67 to 1194 code for a protein of 375 amino acids. The transcript is spliced from 12 exons. NCBI's taxonomy places the organism in Eukaryota, Metazoa, Chordata, Cladistia, Polypteriformes, Polypteridae.
CUAUCAUUUAGCCCGCAGAACUCGAAGAGGGAACGAUCGGCUAAUUCUCAGCACAAGAGUGUACUCAUGGGAUGCUUUUCGGAAUUCUUCUUUGAAUAUGAAACCCCCCGCAUGGCUCUUCUCAAAGACCGUAAGAUCGGGGUGGUUUGUCGGCUCAUUCAGCUCGGGGUCCUGGUUUACAUCAUUGGAUGGGUAUUCAUAUAUGAGAAGGGCUAUCAGUCUGAAGAUGGCAUCAUCAGCUCAGUCUCGGUCAAGGUUAAAGGAGUAACAUCUACUAAUGACAGUGACCAUGGUUUCAGAGUCUGGGAUGUUGCUGAUUAUGUUUUUCCUGAACAGGGAGAUGACUCCUUUUUGGUGAUGACAAACUUUAUCUCAACUAGGCAACAACAAGGCCAUUGUCCUGAGUUACCAGGACCUCUGACCAUAUGUAGCUCUGACAACGAUUGCAAGUAUGGAACGUUAGAAAAUGGGAUUAAAACCGGAAAAUGUGUUGAAUAUAAUAACAGCGCCAUAAAGACGUGUGAAAUCUAUGGUUGGUGCCCGGUGGAAAAUGACCUCAACAUUCCUAGCCCUGCAUUGCUCUUGGAAGCUGAAAGGUUUACUGUAUUUAUCAAGAACACCAUCACAUUUCCAGAGUUUAAAGUGACCAGGAGCAAUUUAGAUGAGUCCAUUACUAAAUCAUAUCUUGCAAACUGCACCUAUGAAAAAGAUCCCCUUUGCCCAAUAUUUAAACUUGGAAACCUCAUUCAGAUGGCAGGUUUUGAUUUCAAUGACGUAGCCUUGAAGGGAGGAGCAGUUGGAAUUGUAAUCAAGUGGGACUGCAACCUGGAUUUUCCUGAAAAGUACUGUAGGCCAACAUAUGAGGUCCACGGUCUGUAUGGAGGAGGGAAACAGUCUUCUGCAUCACUGGGCUAUAAUUUUAGGUAUGCUAAAUAUUUUAUGGAAGAGAAGAUUGAAAAAAGGACACUUUAUAAAGUAUUUGGAAUCAGAUUUGACAUUAUUGUACAUGGAAAGGCUGGAAAAUUUGAUAUCAUACCAACUAUGACAGCGAUUGGGUCUGGUGUUGGAAUUUUUGGAGUGGCCACUGUCGUAUGCGACCUUUUACUACUUUACAUCAUGCCACAGCGUCACUUUUAUAAAAAUAUGAAGUUCAAGUACACAGAAGAACAGGAGGAGUGUGAAAUACUUCCUUGACAUCUGGAUUGGCCAAGAAUUCCACAGUCACCGUUCCUUGCCCAUUUAUCUUGGAAUUUGGAGAAGCUUGCCUGGGCAUGUUUUAUAACCGCCAAGCUGAUGCAGAGAAGAAACAAGGCUGGAUUUGUCCAUUUCCCUUUCACCUCUGCCUUUACUAUUUACAGAGGGAAUUCAAGACAAAAUGUGAAUUGAAAAACAAUAAAAGGGAAAAAUACCUUUCAAAGACAAUGUCGACAUAACAUGGAUAUUGCACAUUCAGAUAUGUGGUUAACUGGGGUAUAUGUUAAUAAUAUAAUGAGUGCAUGCAAUGAUCUAUUCAUCAUCUUAUCCUACUUUAUCCUGAGGAGCAUCGCAGGGGAGCUGGAACCAAUCCCAGCAUGCAUAGGGCAAAAGGCAGAAGCAAUCUCUGGACAGAGCACCAAUCCAUGGGAGGGUGAACACACACAUGCACUAGGGCCAAUUUAGUAUUGCCAAUCCAUCUAAUCUGCAUCCUGGCCUCCUUACUGCAAUGUAGAAGUCCUACCACUGUGCCACCAUCCUGCCCACAUGCAAUGAUAAAAGUGAAAAUUCUGGUUAAUUGGUGCCUUCUUUUUGUUAAAUGUUUUGUACCUGUUGUCACAGGGUGUGUACUGCAUACCUUGACAUAGGCAUGAGGACAUGGACAUACAGUAUAUUAAGGAAUGAUUAAUUACUCCCUCAAAAAUGUUUACGACUCACCCACAUACAGCAAAGUAAGGGCAAUGUAAGGAAGGAAAUGGACUGGACAGUAAAACACAUCUAUCUAUCUAUCUAUCUAUCUAUCUAUCUAUCUAUCUAUCUAUCUAUCUAUCUAUCUAUCUAUCUAUCUAUCUAUCUAUCUAUCUAUCUAUCUAUCUAUCUAUCUAUCUAUCUAUCUAUCUAUCUAUCUAUCUAUCUAUCUAUCUAUCUCUGUCAGUCAGUCAGUCAGUUAGUCAGUCAUGUAUGGCCUCAGUCCUUCUUUACAAUUGGAUAGGAUGUUGCAUUUUAUUUGGAGAUGGCUUAUGGUUGUAUCACUUUAAUCUUUUCUUUGAGUUAUUCAAUCUUUCAUUUAAACAGACUUCUCACACAAGCCAUCUAAAUUGUUUAUGGGCGUCAAUCUAUGGCCACCUGCAUUUCUAUAAAAUGGCCAGCUGGACCAUCAAGCAGAUACUCCCAGUCUUGAUUGUGUGUUCUCCACUACUCUAAUGAACACUUUGAAUUGAAGGAGAAUUCUUAACAUUAUUUAUUACUUUUGUCCCUGAAGUACGCAGAGAAUGAGAACAAGAGAUCCUGGCAGCAUUUGCCACAGUUCUUGGUAUGCCAGUUUUUCAUUCAUGGUGUGUCAAACAGCUUAAGUUUAAUUCAUAGAAGCCUUUGUGUUCUUGGCUAUAAAACCCUAUAGUUAUUUGGAAAAGAAAUUUAUUAAAGUUUUAACAUGUGCUAAUUUAUUUUUUGUGGAUGUAAUAAAAUAGGCAAUUUUGUUCUUUUGCAAAAUGAA